Molecule: messenger RNA, 426 nt
Organism: Physella acuta
Lineage: Eukaryota; Metazoa; Mollusca; Gastropoda; Physidae
Source: RefSeq, a predicted model, not a curated record
CACUCUCAGAGACGUUGAGUUUUGUAGACUGUCAGACAAGAGAACAUGAAGCUUCUUGUGGUGGUGAUGCUUGUGGUGGUGCAACUUGUGGUGGUGAUGCUUGCAGGGGUUGUGGCUGCACAGGACAACACAGCUGAUUCUGCCUCAAACAAUACAGACACAGUUCUCAGUACCGAAUCAAAUGAUACAAUAUCGGCCUUAGAUCUCAGCUCAAAUGAUGCGGCAUCGGCCUUAGAUGUUUCUUCAAAUGAUACAGAAUCGGUCUCAGAUGCUGGUUCAAAUAAUGCACCACCGGCUGCUGAUGUUGACUCAAAUAAUGCACCACCGGCUGCUGAUGUUGACUCAAAUAAUGCACCACCGGCUGCUGAGCACCGGCUGCUGAUGUUGCCUCAAAUAAUGCACCACCGGCUGCUGAUGUUCCCUUAA